AUGUCAAAUAAUUCAUCAUCUACUUUAUCAUCAACUUCACCAGAAAGGUCGUCACCAGAAGAAAUACUAGAUAAACAUGACACGAUAGAAGACGAGAUCGAAGAACCAAGCCAGAAAUCAAAGAAAGAUGAGGUCUUCAUAGAGAGUAAUGCCGGGGACGGGACCAGAAGAGAAGAACAAUAUAUCAAAGGUUAUAAGCUUGUGCUAUGUAUAUUUUCAUUAUUAUUAACCAUGUUCUUAACAUCCAUCGAUCAAACUAUUGUCGUAACUAUCAUAUCUGAAAUUGGGAAUAAAUUCGAUGGAUUCGAUAAGAUCAAUUGGCUAAGCUCAGGUUUCUUAUUAGCUAUUUCAGUAUUCACCACUAUUUGGGGGAAAUUAUCUAUCAUUAUAGGAAGAAAAUCUGCCAUUAGUAUCGCUAUUAUACUUUUUGAAGCAGGUUCAUUAUUAUGUGCAUUAGCAACGAGUAUGAACAUGUUAAUUGGGGGUAGAGUGUUAGCCGGUAUUGGUGGAGGUGGUAUCCAAUCAUUAGUAUAUGUGGUGAUCACCGAAAUCAUUCCUAUCCAACAUAGAACACUUGGAAUGAUAUUAAUUUCAAUCACUUUCUCCACUGCAUCUGUCAUUGGUCCAUUAAUUGGAGGAGCUCUUUCGAAAAUAAGUUGGAGAUGGUGUUUUUAUAUCAAUUUACCAAUUGGAGGAGUUGCAUUUCUUUUCUUACAAUGGGCAUUCAAUCCUCCACGUCCAAAGGGGAAGAUCUUAUCUAAAUUCAAAACUAUUGAUUAUAUCGGUGCCGUAAUGUUAUCGAUUGGACUUGUGUUAUUCUUACUUGCGUUAAGUUUUGGAUCAUCAAGUCAAUUCUCAUGGAACUCAGCUGCUGUGAUAUGUUCUUUCGUAUUUGGUAUUUCAUUUUUAAUAAUAUUUUUGAUUUGGGAUCUUAAAUUUUCAAAAUAUCCUUUAUUAGCCCCUGAUAUCAUCACUAAUUUUUAUUGUAAUGUAUCGGUCUUAACCAUCUCAGCUACUUUCAGUUAUCUUAUCAUAUGUCAAUUAUACUUAUCAGUUUAUUUUCAAGUGAUUCAUGGAUUAGAUGGUUGGCAUUCAGGUUUACAUCUUUUACCAUUGAUCAUUUCAUCCGUUACAACCUCGAUAACAAGUGGAUUGGUAUUUAAGAAAAUCAGAACCGUUAAGCCAUUUUCAAUCUUUGCUGCUAUGUGUGGAUUAACAGGAAAUGCGAUAUUAAUGCUUUUAGAUGUUAAUUCAUCAUUAGGACAAAUCAUUGGUCUUUUGAUCUUACCGGGUAUUUCAACUGGUUUACAAAUGCAAUCAUGUGUAAUGUUAGCCACGAUGAGUUUACCCAAGACACCAGGAAGUACCAUUAUGGGUACGACUUAUUUUAAUUUCGGAAGAUCUAUUGGUGGGUCUAUUGGAGCAGAUUUAGCUACGUUGACAUAUACGGAAUCAUUAAAAUCUAUGUUAACUUCAGCAAUAAAGUCAGAAACUAAUCAAGCUAUUUUACAAGAAUUAAGUUCGGUUAAUAUUGAUACUAUAUUAGUUAACACAUCACUUAUCAAACAAUUAACCCCUGAAACUCAAUUCUUCAUAAAGACUCAAGUCAUGAAAGCUAUUAGAAAUGUAUUCCAUUUAACUGCUGGAUUAGGCGGAUUAGCACUUUUGGCAUCUAUAUUUCAAAAUAAUAAAUCAAUUCCAAAGAAAAGUAGAGGGGCCGAUGAAGUGGAACUUAAAAGUGAACAACAAAAGAAGGAAGAGGAACAAAAUGGAGAGAAAAAAGUGGAAGAAAAUUAG
This is a messenger RNA of Scheffersomyces coipomensis, 1797 nucleotides long. RefSeq names its product MDR family MFS transporter. The transcript has a single exon. Bases 1 to 1797 code for a protein of 598 amino acids. Gene Ontology annotation, molecular function: transmembrane transporter activity. The record is from RefSeq and is a predicted model, not a curated record. Gene Ontology annotation, cellular component: plasma membrane. Lineage: Eukaryota; Fungi; Ascomycota; Pichiomycetes; Serinales; Debaryomycetaceae. Gene Ontology annotation, biological process: transmembrane transport.